This is a messenger RNA of Gregarina niphandrodes, 549 nucleotides long. RefSeq lists its product as hypothetical. NCBI's taxonomy places the organism in Eukaryota, Apicomplexa, Conoidasida, Eugregarinorida, Gregarinidae. The record is from RefSeq and is a predicted model, not a curated record. The coding region runs from base 1 to 549 and encodes 182 amino acids. The transcript has a single exon.
AUGAGUAGGAAACAAGUUUUCAAGGAGUUUGUUUGGUUGGUUGCUGGCAUUAACAAUGCCGUACUUGCCGUCCACGAAGGCGAGGUGCGCGAGCUAAUCCGUGUGGCUUGGAGACCCUGCUGGAUCCCCAUCCAUCUAAUUAACCAGGCCGAGAUUCAGCCCGCGCUGGCCAAUGCUAAGUCGGUCUUCUUGAAGAAACCACUUGCACAGCGAAAGCAGCGCCGGAACUAUCUGUCGGAUAUGACUGCCAAGUUCUUGAAGACAGUGGAGCUUGCCCCCGAAUGGCGGUAUUACGUCAAGGACGUGUUGGAGUACGCUGUGACGGCGGUAGGUGACGAAGAAAUGGCUAUUGCUAAGGUCCAGUGCAUGGAUUCUUACGAACAUUGCGUUAAUGUCGCUAACAGCGUCGACUUAUGGACGAGGUUGUACCAAUGCCGUUCCAAUGCCGUGACAACUCUAAUCGCUGAAGGCAAACUUUCCACCGAAAGUGUUAAGUUGUUGAUGGAAUUCAAGACUCGAGCUGAUGCUGCCAUCAAACCCGCGCCCUAA